GGUCUCCGCAGUCACAUGCUGGGCGGAGGCAGCUUCCAGCGGCGGAGCGGAGACGCGGAGAGGGAGCGGCCGCGAGUCCAGCACCAUGUCCGGCCUCAAAGUCUACAGCACCUCGGUGACCGGCUCCAGGGAGAUCAAGUCCCAGCAGAGUGAAGUGACCAGGAUCCUGGAUGGGAAAAAUAUCAAGUAUGAACUGGUGGAUAUCUCCCAGGAUAAUGCCCUGCGGGAGGAGAUGAGGACCAGGUCAGGCAAUCCCAAAGCCAUUCCACCCCAGAUAUUCAACGGCGACCAUUACUGUGGGGACUAUGAGUUGUUUGUGGAGGCCGUGGAACAGAACACCCUGCAGGAGUUCCUGAAGUUAGCCUGAGCAUUCCUUUCCCAUCCUGGACUUUAACUCUGCAUUCCCAACCAACUGCCUCUCUGAUCACCUUAACUCCUAGGCUGUCCGUGCCAUCCCGGCCUCAUGAUCUAUCUCCUGCCGCAGGGAAACCCAUGACCAAAAACCUCUCCUCUUUGCAGCUGCCUGCGAUUUCUUCCUGCCUAACCCCGAUAGUGUCUGACAGGGCCCCAAAGCAGCUCUGAUAUCACUGCAUGUUCCUUCGACCACUGCCGGGCCUUGCUCACAAGGCAGCUGCCAGUGCCUCUCUAGAAAGGAAGUCACCUGAAGUAAGGCCGUUGGAAAGCUCAGCUAUUCCUGCGCCCCUCUCCUCUGAACGAGUCUUGUGUUUUAGAAGGGAAGGGUGUGGGAUUGUGUGCUUCCUCUUUCGUCCUAUCAUCAGUUGCGGUUCUGUGUGAACACAGCAGCCUGUGCUUCCUUCCUCUCAUGCUGACUGUAGACAUGCUGAGGGCUGAGGGCAGUUUGUUGUUUAAACUCAAUGCAGAAGCACUGCACAAGAAGAGGGUUUGAAUUCCCUCACAGCCAGAGAGAGGGAGGAUGAAACAAAUAAAACUACUUCAGUAGAGUGCGGAGCUCUCUUGAAAAGGCUCUGAGGGGUGGGUGGUGAGGGCAGAUCUGCUAUUAGGGGACCCAUACAGUUCCAUUAGCACAUUCCUGUACUGAUGUGAUGUGAAAGCUCCCUUUAGGAGGGCUCAGGGGCUGCUCCAGAAUGUCUGACGCUCCAGCCUUCCUGUCUUUCCUUUUCGAGCUGGCUUGCUGUGACCUGGACCAAGUGCAUUUUGUUUUCCUGCCAAAAAGCAUCUUUCUAACCACUGUUGUCUUCUGAGAUGCUAUUAAAUGUUACUAAGCCUUU
Emys orbicularis (European pond turtle) is the source of this 1250-nucleotide messenger RNA. It is a transcript of the gene SH3BGRL3, whose product is annotated as SH3 domain binding glutamate rich protein like 3. NCBI's taxonomy places the organism in Eukaryota, Metazoa, Chordata, Testudines, Emydidae. Gene Ontology annotation, cellular component: cytoplasm. The record is from RefSeq and is a predicted model, not a curated record. The coding region runs from base 86 to 367 and encodes 93 amino acids. The transcript is spliced from 3 exons.